AUGAAGAUAAACAGCUGUGACUACUAAAUUAAAAUCUCUGUAGGAGAGGAAUGGGAAAUGAUGCAGAACAGCAGUGGCAUUGGAAGAAAAGCAUGUUGAGAUGGACCUGAAGUGGAAUCCUGACAGAGUUUCUCAUCCAGGCUCAUCUGAAGACCAGGAAACUGAUUUGAAUUGGCAAGGCAACCCAAAUCCCAGUCUGCUGAUUGAAGAUGAUGGAGAGCUGCUUAUGGAGGAACAUCUUUCCCCCAGGAAACUGAAAAUUUUGGCAGGGGUAGAUGAUCUGCAGCAAGUGAAGGCCCUAGAGAUGCGAGUAGACACCAGAGAGAUCAGCUUGGGGAACUUUGGUGUGCAUCUGCCUAAUCUGAGAGAACUGAAGUUGAACAAUAGCUUGCUUGUAUCUGUGAGGGAUCUUGGAACAUCACUGUCCCGUCUCCGUGUCCUGUGGAUGGCUCGGUGUGGCCUGUCAGAUUUAGAUGGGAUCUCUUCCUUCAGCUCUCUAAAAGAACUCUACAUUGCUUACAACAAUAUCUCUGACCUGAGCCAGCUGACCUGGCUGGAUCACCUGGAGGUUUUGGACCUGGAAGGGAACAAUAUUGAGGACAUCAACCAGGUGCAGUACCUGCGACUUUGUUGCAAGUUAAGCCACCUGACAGUGGAGGGCAACCUUAUUUGCCUGAAGCCAAAUGCAGAAUCUACAGAGGAGCCAGACUAUAAUUACAGAGCAGAAGUAAAAAAACUCAUUCCCCACUUGAAGUAUUUGGAUGGGAUACCAGCAAGCCAGACUACUCUCCUUCCUUCCAAGAAGGUGCAUGAAGAUUCUCUAAUCAUCAAGGAAUCCAUCAAGGAAGGUGGUUUAGCCAAAGACAUUUCAUGGUUAGGUCCGUAUUUUGGGGAAGUAGCAAAGCAGUCUGAAUGCAGCCCAAAACCCCCAACAACUUCCAGACCUGGAAAUGCAGAGUGUUCUGCUAAUGCAGGGACUUCUAGUGAUGCCAGCCUCUUGGGCGGUGGCUGUCCUCUUCCAGAUCCCACUGUUUUUCCUGAUAAGCUGUUCACAAAAGAUGACUCCAGUGAUUUGACACAUGGACUCCGUCAGGUUAUAUGUGGGAACCCUGCCAAGGCCCUCCAUGUGAGGAGACAAAAGCUAGGUCCACCUGCUGUGAGCCCUUUGAAACCGUCUGGUCUGACGACAGAAAACCUUUGUGGCUCUGGAGGAGGAAGAGAUCUGCACCAGGAAAAGGUGUCCUCUGACCUGGGAGCAUGGACGGAGCAGCACAAGGGGUGCCUGCAAACAGGUCAGCAAGAACAAGCCAGCCAAGCACUGAAGGUGAAUAAAGGUGAAGACUGGAGCCUAACUGACAGCUUAGGAAAUGAGUUGAGUGAGGCCUGUGAUGAGGACCUCAUUGAAAGGAUUUCACUUGAUUCUUCUUCCCGCUCCUCCUCAGGUUCAUCACAGGCUCAGGAGGGUGCAGUGUUCUCCAACACAAAACGUUAUCUAAUUCCAUCCCCUCCAAAAAACCCUUCACCUGCCUCUGCAGUGGAUGUUGCAGCAAGACCCUGGAAAACAAGGAAUAAUAGGGGCAUAAAAAUACCCAGCCAAGAGGAGGACAGACAGUGUACACAGAAAUGCCAGUCAAAGGCUCAUCAAGAGAAUUCAGCCCAGCCUCUGGACAAAGACCCUGCUUUCCUGGGCCUGCACAGCACAAUGGCUGCCUCUGGAUCCCAAGGGCACUGCCAGCCUGUGGGCUGGACCAGCCAGCCAAGGCCCAUUCCAGGACCAGCAGCUGUUGGGUCACCAAGGAUCAGGCCCAUCAUGGAUGAGAGCCCUUCUAAAGAGAUCAACCACCAGCAUCCAGCUGCCUACUCAUCCACAAAAGCCUUGCAGAGGUUCAGGCCAAUGAAUUCUGUUUGGCCCCUGACUGCCAGGUCCAUUCUGCAGUCAUUGCCACACAAAUCCAGUGCCACAAAAACAUCUCAGAACAGAAGUCCUCAGUCCUAG
Molecule: messenger RNA, 1996 nt
Organism: Agelaius phoeniceus (red-winged blackbird)
Lineage: Eukaryota; Metazoa; Chordata; Aves; Passeriformes; Icteridae
Gene: LRRC56
Product: leucine rich repeat containing 56
Molecular function (GO): protein binding
Source: RefSeq, a predicted model, not a curated record